AUGGCUCCGAACGGAAAGCGGAGCUCAAAGGACGACGACUUCGUCCUCACGCUGUCCGACGAUGAUGAUGUUCCCCGCUUCGACGAGGACGAGACCGAGGAAUUGAGCGGCAAGGCGAAAGAUACAGAAAACAAGAAGCGUAAGCGCGAAGCCGAGGCUCCCAAAGAAAAGAGCAAGAAGCAAAAGAAGCAGAGCAAAAAAGGGAAGGCCGAGCCCGUGGCUCUGUCUGAGGACGAGGAAGACGAUGAGGCAACCGGUGCAGCUGAGGAUGAUGGUGUCCUUGAUCCCGAGUUUGAAUUCGAUGUUGGGGGCGCUGCCAAUCGCGGAGUCACCGAGGGCUUCGACGGCUGGGGUAUGGACGAGCCUAAGCAAAAUGGCGGCGACAAGAAGGCGGUGGAUAUAGACGAUAUCAUCUCCCGGAGGCAAGCGAAGAAGGAUGCUGCUCAGAAGAAGCAAAAGAAGGCCGUUGUCGAGGAGGAGUCUGAAGAGGAGGACGCUGAAUCUGGCGAUGAUAUGUCGGUGGACUUCGAAGAUGACGAACUGAUGGCUGAGGACGGAUUUGGAAUGGGCGCCGAUGGCGAGGAUGAGAGUGAUGCGGAAGGUCCGUCUGGUCCAGAAGAUGAUGACGAAGAGGGCAGCGACGACGAGGAUGACGACGCAGCAUCUGAUAAUGACUCUGUUGCAACCCCAGUUGAUCACCCCGAUGAUAUGGAAUCUGACCGGGAGUCUGAUGCGGAGAGUGAGGUCGACGCCGUAGAGGCCGAGAAGCGCAAAGCUUUCUUCGCUCCCGAGGAAAAGACCGACGAGAAGGCUGCAGGAAAGAGCACGUUCCAAGAUUUCAACCUCUCUCGCCCUAUUUUGCGAGGUCUCGCCUCGGUUGGAUUCACCGACCCAACUCCCAUUCAGCGCAAGACAAUCCCCAUGGCGCUCCUGGGUAAGGAUAUCGUGGGUAGUGCUGUUACUGGUUCCGGUAAAACCGGUGCUUUCAUCGUUCCUAUUCUCGAGCGUCUGCUCUUCCGUCCUCGCAAAACUCCUACCAGCCGUGUCGCCAUCCUCAUGCCUACCCGUGAAUUGGCGGUUCAAUGUUACAAUGUCGCCGUGAAAUUGGCGACUUUCACCGAUAUUACCUUCUGUCAGCUUGUUGGUGGUUUCAGUUUGCGCGAGCAAGAGAACAUCCUCAAGAAGCGACCCGAUGUUAUUAUCGCCACCCCUGGUCGUUUCAUCGAUCAUAUGCGCAACUCUCCCAGCUUCACAGUGGAUACGCUCGAGAUUCUGGUUCUUGAUGAAGCUGAUCGUAUGCUGGAAGAUGGUUUCGCUGACGAGUUGAACGAAAUCCUGACCACUAUUCCGAAGUCACGACAGACUAUGCUGUUCUCUGCUACCAUGACCGACACUGUUGACAAGCUCAUUCGUGUUGGACUGAACCGUCCUGUUCGGCUGAUGGUGGAUGCAAAGAAGCAAACCGCCGUGACCCUGACUCAAGAAUUCGUUCGUCUACGACCUGGGCGUGAAGAUAAACGCAUCGGAUACCUUCUUUAUUUGUGUAAAGAGAUCUAUACGGGACGUGUGAUUAUUUUCUUCCGACAGAAGAAGGAAGCGCAUAGGGUUCGCAUCAUCUUUGGACUAUUGGGACUGAAGGCGGCUGAGCUCCACGAAAAUUUCCGUGAUGGAAAUGUCGCUUUUCUCCUCGCUACCGAUCUUGCCUCUCGUGGUCUAGAUAUUAAAGGUGUCGAAACUGUCAUCAACUACGAAGCCCCACAAAGCCACGAGAUUUACCUCCAUCGUGUGGGUCGUACCGCCCGUGCCGGCCGCUCAGGUCGUGCGUGCACCAUCGCCGCCGAACCGGACCGAAAGGUAGUCAAGGCAGCCGUGAAGGCCGGCAAGGCCCAAGGCGCCAAGAUCGCUAGCCGUGUGAUUGAGACUUCCAUUGCCGACGAGUGGGCUCAAAAAGCCGCCGAUCUGGCUGAAGAGAUUGACGAGAUUCUGCAAGAGGAAAAGAUUGAGAAGCAGAUGUCUCAGGCUGAGAUGCAAGUCAGCAAGAGUGAGAACCUCAUGAAGCACGGCGCAGAGAUUAUGGCCCGACCCAAGCGGACGUGGUUCGAGACUGAGCAACAAAAGAAAGCCUCGCGCAAACUUGGUGCUAGUGAACUGAACGGGCCUGAUGCUGGGAAGUCUAAGAAGGAUAGGGUCAAGCUCAGCAAUAAGGACAGGAAGCGUCUGGACGACGCCAAAUUUCGAAAAGAAAGCGGUGCGGGCUGGAAGAAGGGCAAAGCUGAGCGUGACGCGCCGAAAAGCAAGGGUAAGGACAAGGGCAAAAAGAAGGGCAGAAAGUCAAAUGUAACGGAGCAAGUCCGUCGUGCUCACGAUGUGCUGCCCGUGGGGAAACCUCUCGAAGCGCGAGUCGCACAAUUAGAAGAUGCCCUGUCGAAAGUCCGCCAUGCCGAUGCGGACACGAAGAAAGUGAGCUCGCCGGGGUCGGUGGCUGAGUCCAGCUCCAGUGCAGGCCGCCGGGUCAAAAGUGAACACGGAGAGGCACAGGAACUAGCGAGGGACUUCGACGGAUUGAACGUCGAAACCGAUGGUCGCAUUUCUUUCCAUGGCCCGACCAGUCUUUUCCAGCUUCCCAGCGGAGUUGUGAAUGAAACAGCAUCGAACCUGCAUGUGACGCAGGAACUGGAAGCGCGCAAAGAACGACUGAUCAACAGCGCAUGGAGGGAGCGGGCAUUCGAGCAGAUGGCAACUAUGCCGGGUCUGCUCAACGCCAUUCUUUCUCAUUCCGUGAGAUGGUGUAAAGAAGAACCACAGAUCAGCCCUCUCCUCGACCAAUUUGACGGAGGCCGCCUAUUCUAUCAGCGUGCCCAGGCUGAACUGUUCGAGUCGCUCAAGGGGGGCUAUGCUAGGAUCCCAACCAUCCAGACGUUGCUACUUAUGAGUGCGCAAGAAUGUGGCCGCGGCAACCGGACCCAGGCUUGGCUGUACAGUGGCAUGGCAUUCCGGCUGCUUGAUGACCUUGGCAUUUCAAUAGACAGUCGCAAAUACUCCGGAUCGGCUCAAUUAAGUGACGAAGAUAUCGAGAUUCGCAACCGACUGUUUUGGAGUUGCUACUUCUGGGACAAGAUUGUAUCCCUCUAUUUUGGUCGCUCACCAACGAUGCAACACUCUCGCGUGAGCCCGCCGCGCAUGAUCCUGGACGACACGUCGGAGGUCGAAAUAUGGACUCCACACGGCGUCCGAUUCCCGGACGGAGCUCACUAUCCCCCUACAGAGGCGCACUCUACUUCGUGCUUCAUGAAGAUGUGCGGUCUGGCGGAGAUUCUGAAUCAGAUUUUGGUCCAUAUUUACGACCCCAUGAGCCAAACCACCGAGAGCGAAUUCCUUGAUUGUGUUCAGGAACAAGCGAAGAACUUGAGCGAUUGGUGGGACGAACUGCCUGAUUAUUUGAGAUUAACACGGCAAGAACCCUAUGAUACCAGCCAUCUUGUCCAAUGUAUGGCAUCAGCGACCGCAAUCCUGUCCCUGUUCGACUUAUACCGACGGACAUUCGGAGACAGCCACGUCGUCCUCUCCCUCUCCUACAGCAUCUACACCGCAGCCUCCAUUUUCCUCCUGGAGAUCCAAGCGCUGAAAUAUGCCGCUCCUGGCACCCUCGACAAGCUCCGGUUCUGCAUAUUUGCCCUGGAGCGAAUCAAAGUCACAAACCCCGUAAUGGCCACAGCCUUGCAGCUCGUCUACCAGGAAGUCCAAAAACUUCAAAUCGAUAUCAAUGUCCCAGGCCCGGCUGGCUCCGCCGAUGCACACAAACCAACACCUCGUUCACAUCCACAAAACAGCCAGUCUCCGUCUGUCGGUAGCAACCCAUCUCGCCACGUUUCCCCAGGAAACCAGCACCAACCGGUCGGCCACCCACAAAUGACCCAACAGCAAACGACUGUCUCGACCGCAGCGCCCAUGAUGCCGGGCUAUAAUGCCUAUCAGCCGCAACAGGUCGGAAGCUACCCAGUCUCACCAAUGAACGAGAUGCCCCAAAUGCCGGCGACGCAUUUACUCGGUGGCAUGCCGAACGCAGUGAUGAACUUCGAUGAUCCCCGUUCCUACGAGAUCACGCCGGAGGUCUUUGAAGCCUUUUCGUACGCGCAGCCCAUCUCGGCGAAUAUGGCGUCGCCAUACGCAAACUGGGCUCCAGUCCACCAGUGA
Molecule: messenger RNA, 4194 nt
Organism: Penicillium chermesinum
Lineage: Eukaryota; Fungi; Ascomycota; Eurotiomycetes; Eurotiales; Aspergillaceae
Product: Transcription factor
Exons: 6
Coding region: 1-4194 (1397 amino acids)
Biological process (GO): DNA-templated transcription
Molecular function (GO): zinc ion binding; DNA binding; RNA helicase activity
Source: RefSeq, a predicted model, not a curated record